Guyanagaster necrorhizus is the source of this 606-nucleotide messenger RNA. RefSeq lists its product as uncharacterized. Lineage: Eukaryota; Fungi; Basidiomycota; Agaricomycetes; Agaricales; Physalacriaceae. The transcript has 2 exons. The record is from RefSeq and is a predicted model, not a curated record. Bases 1 to 606 code for a protein of 201 amino acids.
AUGCGUGUGGCGGGUAGCAGCACACACUUCAAUAUCAAUCAUGGUGUGGCGGAACGCGUACCUUGCCAUUCAUUAUGCACGUCUCUCCUUCACGGCAAAUCAUCGCCACCGAUGCAGAUCGUCCAGAGUUCUUUUUCCCUUGACAAAUUCUUCGGCUUCCUUUUUGUCUGGGCUCUCGAGAUAGGCUCUUUGACAUUGCAUUGCAAUGCGGCGGGUGCACGGUGGCGUCGGAUAAGAAUCUCUCUGCUGGAGCAAACCGAACCGUUCCGCCCCUCCUGUUCCUCGGUCAUCAAUGAUUUACACUCUGAACGGUCUGGACUCGAGGUCGGCGCAUUCACGCACAAUCCGAGGUCCGUUCACCCACUAAAAGAGAAUUGCUACCUCACCUUAUCUUGGAUCCAUCCGAGCGGAGUCUCUUGUUGCGAAUGGGAAGAAAACGUGGUGUGGGCGUGUGGAUUGAAAGAAAAACGGCCAAAGCCAGAGGCAAUCGGCGGCCGUAGGACAGGGUACACACCCCUGGGUCAAGUGGUCAAACCGCUGACUAAGAAAAAUUUGUACUUCCCAAGGUUUAAAGUCGACAAGGGUGAUUUCGAAAGAAAUCUGUGA